This is a messenger RNA of Juglans microcarpa x Juglans regia, 1435 nucleotides long. RefSeq names its product 2-alkenal reductase (NADP(+)-dependent)-like. The record is from RefSeq and is a predicted model, not a curated record. The transcript is spliced from 5 exons. NCBI's taxonomy places the organism in Eukaryota, Viridiplantae, Streptophyta, Magnoliopsida, Fagales, Juglandaceae. Gene Ontology annotation, molecular function: 2-alkenal reductase [NAD(P)H] activity. The coding region runs from base 15 to 1064 and encodes 349 amino acids.
UUAUCCAAAAAGCAAUGGCGAGUGAUGGCGUUGGUGAGGAAGUGAGAAACAAGCAGGUGAUAUUCAGGGACUAUGUCAAGGGUUUUCCCAAGGAGUCGGACAUGUACGUGACCGCUAGUACCAUAAAGUUGCAGGUCCCCGAAGGUUCUAAUGGUGUUCUCGUGAAGAACCUCUACCUUUCUUGCGAUCCCUACAUGCGUAACCGUAUGAACCCGUCCAUUUAUGCCAGUUACAUCGACUCCUUCAACCCCGGUUCGCCCAUUAGCGGAUAUGGAGUGGCUAAAGUUUUGGAUUCUGGGCAUCCAAACUUCAAGAAAGGCGAUUUGGUUUGGGGGAUAACUGGGUGGGAAGAAUAUAGUCUCCUCUCGGCAACUAAGGCCCUUUUUAAGAUUCAACACACUGAUGUUCCUCUCUCCCACUAUACUGGAAUUCUUGGAAUGCCUGGUAUGACUGCUUAUGCUGGAUUUUAUGAGGUUUGCUCUCCUAAAAAAGGUGAGUAUGUCUUCAUUUCAGCGGCUUCUGGGGCAGUUGGUCAGCUUGUUGGGCAGUUUGCGAAGCUUUUGGGCUGCUAUGUUGUUGGAAGUGCUGGAAGCAAAGAUAAGGUUGAUAUGCUGAAGAACAAGUUUGGGUUCGACGAGGCUUUCAACUACAAAGAAGAGACUGACCUGGAUGCAGCUCUGAAAAGAUAUUUUCCAGAAGGUAUUGAUAUUUAUUUUGAGAAUGUUGGUGGAAAGAUGCUAGAUGCAGUGCUACUCAACAUGAGGAACCAUUGCCGCAUUGCUGCCUGUGGGAUGAUCUCACAGUACAACCUUGAAGAGCACGAAGGUGUCCACAAUUUAAUGAAUGUGAUUACAAAACAGGCUAGAAUUGGAGGAUUUCUGGUUCCCGAUUACUAUCACAAGUACCCACAGUUUCUGGAGUUGGUGCUGCCUUACAUCAAACAAGGGAAGAUAACAUACGUGGAAGACAUAGUUGAAGGCCUCGAGAGUGGUCCGGCAGCUCUGGUAGGGCUCUUCACUGGCCGCAAUGUUGGAAAACAGCUGGUGGUAGUUGCUCGUGAAUGAAUGACUUUGAAUUCAACUUCAUAACCCAGAAACUUUUGGUCCUGUUGUGUUUGGAUGUUGGUGUUCGUUCGUUCACAGGAGUUGUGUUUCCUUAAUCAAUGUUUAUGUUAUUGAAGUGAGGAAAGAACGUCUGCGCGCUGUGACGUGGAAACACCUAUUGUUUCUCGGUCAUCAUCUCCACCAUUGGUGACGUUUUGGAGAAAAUCAUGUUAGCGAAACACUACUGCUGUGGCGCGAUGAUACAUCUAGUACUGACUCUAAUAAACUGGCACCACUGAGAGCAUGAAUAAUUGUGGAAUUAAUAUGUAGUUAAAAAAGAGCAUUGCUCAAGAGAUUUUCUUUGCGAAUCAUUGCUGCCUUAAACAUGGGAA